AUGCACUUCUUACCGACGCCGCCAUCUGAGCCUGACACGCGAUGGAUGCCCGCCAUUGCCACGGUCAGCUUGGGGGCGGCCUAUUUACAUUCGCUCCCGGCAAAGAUCGAGGCCGCUGCUCAGAAUGGCCAGCAGGGACUAGAACUCUUCCAUGAAGAUCUCGCACAGUUCGCCAAGUCUCUGCGCUGUCAUGCAUGUCACGAACCAGUGGAUCGCACUGAUCGCGAGUAUGAGAUCGACGCGGCGCACGCCAUUCGCAAUCUAUGUACAAAGAGGGGCCUCAAAGUCUUAGCUCUACAGCCAUUCAGACACUACGAAGGCCUAUUGGACCCAGAUCAACAUGCCCAGCGCAUCGAUGAGCUGAAGCAUUGGGUGGAAUUAUCCAAAAUCCUCGGCGACGACCUCUUCAUCCUCAUUCCUUCUUCCUUCCUCGACCCAUCCCAAAUCACAGACGACCGAGACCGACUAGUGGCCGAUCUAAGGCAAGCCGCGGAUGUAGCAUUCCCCAUCCGUAUCGCCUACGAGGCAUUAGCUUGGGGCACGUACAUCAAUACCUGGGAGGACAGCUGGGACAUCGUUCAACAGGCAAACCGGCCGAAUCUGGGCAUCUGCUUGGACACGUUCAACAUCGCAGCACGGCUGUGGGCCGAUCCGACCAGCGCAACUGGACGUCUCCCAUCCCACGCAGACAUAGAUCUAAAGGCGUCGAUACAACGACUCGUGCAGGAGGUCGAUCCUAACAGGGUCAUGAUUGUACAGCUAGCUGAUGGCGAGCGGGUCGACCUACGAACACCGUUCCUUCAAACCCCAGGUAUACCCAAGUUACUGUCAUGGUCACGGAAUGCUCGUCUGUUUCCGUGCGAAGAGGAACGGGGUGGAUAUUUGCCUAUCUGUGAGGUAGCAGAUGCUUGUCUCAAUGGGCUGGGCUAUACCGGAUGGGUCAGUAUGGAAGUAUUCUCCCGAACUACUGGUGAGUCCAGGCCAUCAGUGCCAAAUGAGCAUGCCGCGCGAGCCGCACGAUCAUGGCAGCGGGUCUUGCAACAGUUGGAUACCAAGGGAAAGAAAAAUUGA
This is a messenger RNA of Penicillium cataractarum, 1071 nucleotides long. RefSeq names its product sugar phosphate isomerase/epimerase family protein. The coding region runs from base 1 to 1071 and encodes 356 amino acids. NCBI's taxonomy places the organism in Eukaryota, Fungi, Ascomycota, Eurotiomycetes, Eurotiales, Aspergillaceae. The record is from RefSeq and is a predicted model, not a curated record. The transcript has a single exon.